UUCCCCCGCGCGUCAGUCGCCCGGCAAUCGCUCAGCCGCGCCGCCGCCACGCGCGUUUCUAACCAAUCCCUCCAUACUCUAUUCCCAGAAAAACAUGCAGUUCGAAUACGACCCAGAUCGGCUCAUAGAGGAAGUAAAGAAGCGACCUGGGAUAUGGAACUAUGAGGAUGUGAACUAUAGAACAGCGGUUACAAGACACGAGUUGUGGAACGAGGUGGUCCGCCAGUUACUACAGCCGAACGUGAAGGUCAACAAGAGCGAAAUGCGGGAACUCGUUCUCCAGCUUCAGAAGAAAUGGAAGAGCAUAAAAGACUCGUUUAUAAAGUACAUUCAGAAUCCUAACAGGACGAAGCGGCCAUACAUUUAUUGUAAACAACUACAAUUCCUACUUAAAAACGAGAGUACGGCACAAGAAACUGAGGGGGCAGUGGGAGGGGCAUCUAGCGAAUCAGACGACGGAGCAAAACCUAGGAAACAAGCAUGGAGAUCCACUAAGAAAAGGUUACAACUGGUUAAAGAUGAGGAACAAACAUCUGAAGACGAUAAUGACACCGAUUACCAAGAACCCUCAGUCUCAUACUCAAAUGACGAAGGGGACAGUUUGCCAUUGAAAAUCCCUAGAAAUAGCAAAACUGUGGACGAAUUCGCUUUUGCCAAUGUUGAUUCAAAAAGUGUAGAUCUAGAAGAUGCUGACAAAAUGUUCCUUUUAUCAUUGCUGCCUCAUUUGAAAUCGAUUCCUGAAGAGCUCCGACUAAAUGCUAAAAUGGAACUUCUGCAAGUGCUGAGAAAUGCUAAUUUUAAUUGCAACGGACGGUUGCCUGCUGAUGAUAGGAUAGGAAUUUAGUACUAGUGAUUUAGUGUAAGAUCUAAUGAAUAUUAAACAUUCCCACGUUUGUUA
Molecule: messenger RNA, 898 nt
Organism: Pectinophora gossypiella (pink bollworm)
Lineage: Eukaryota; Metazoa; Arthropoda; Insecta; Lepidoptera; Gelechiidae
Exons: 2
Coding region: 95-844 (249 amino acids)
Biological process (GO): regulation of transcription by RNA polymerase II
Cellular component (GO): nucleus; transcription regulator complex
Molecular function (GO): DNA binding
Source: RefSeq, a predicted model, not a curated record